Penicillium oxalicum is the source of this 711-nucleotide messenger RNA. RefSeq names its product cytochrome b561 domain-containing protein. Gene Ontology annotation, molecular function: transmembrane monodehydroascorbate reductase activity. Bases 1 to 711 code for a protein of 236 amino acids. The transcript has 4 exons. The record is from RefSeq and is a predicted model, not a curated record. NCBI's taxonomy places the organism in Eukaryota, Fungi, Ascomycota, Eurotiomycetes, Eurotiales, Aspergillaceae.
AUGUCCUCGGUCGCACAGCAUUCUCGAGAGCAGGAGCCUCUGCUCAGCUCCACCUCGGAGACAGGUCGGGAGCCAGAGGACUAUAACAUCGCAUGGAAUCUCCUCAGUGACACCGCAAGUGUCGCGCAAAUUGGCAUAUGGGUGCUGGCCAUCCUUGUUUGGUACAAUGUCUUGUCGAUGCCGUUGAUGCUCUUCACAGGCCACCCACUUUUAGCCAGUACCGCUCUUCUUCUACAGGUCCAGGCAGCACUCAUCCUUCAACCGACCGUGACACCCAACCAGAAACAGCGGGGUACUCGCAUCCACUUUACCCUGCAACUCCUCAGCAUCCUCUGUUUCGUGGCUGCGUUCAUCGUGAUUGAGCUGAACAAGGGCACCCAUCCUCACUUUACCUCCCCGCACGGCGUUCUCGGUCUGAUCACGAUCAUUCUCGUGGUGCUCCAAGCCCUGGUCGGAGUCGUGCAGUACUUCUUCCCCAUCACCGUCCUGGGCAGUGUGGACGCGGGCAAACGGAUCUACAAGUACCAUCGCUGGACCGGCUAUGUUCUGCUACUGCUGGAGGUUGCGACUGUCCUGGCGGCGACCCAGACCGGCUUCAACCUGAACGCCAUUCACAUUCCCACUUGGGGCGUGGUCGUGGCGGUCGCCCUCGUCGUGGUCGGAGUGGGCGCCCGCGUCAAGGCGCGCAAGUUGGGACUGGGUGAUGCAUAA